AUGGCUGAUAACCCCUCUCCAAACCAUGAAGAUAGGCGGGGUGCUAGCAGAGAUGAUAAUUCAUUGGAUCCAGCAUUUCCCUCGAAUGGAGCGUCUCCCAGAAGUUUCACCCUACGGUCGCUCCUGGUUGGCCUGGUUAUUGGAGCCUUGAUCACCUUCUCGAAUACAUACUUCGGAUUGCAGACAGGAUGGAUCAGUACAAUGGCUAUGCCUUCGGCGCUGAUAGGAUUCUCGGUUUUCAAGGUGUUUUCCAAAUAUCUCUCCUAUCCGUUUACCCCUAUCGAGAAUGUCCUUAUCCAGACUGUAGCUGGAGCGGUGGGUACAAUGCCCCUCGGAUGCGGUUUUGUCGGUGUGAUUCCCGCGCUGGAGUUUCUCAUCAGGGACGGAGAGGAUGGCCCUUCAGGUGAUGGUGGGGUUGGGGAAGGUGGUCCCUUGAAGCUCAACUUCUGGAAAUUGGUCCUCUGGAGUCUGGGGGUCUGUUUAUUUGGAGUGGUCUUUGCUGUCCCUCUGAGAAAAGAGGUGAUUGUUCGGGAAAAGCUAAAGUUCCCCAGUGGAACCGCCUCAGCUUUGAUGUUAAGGGUUCUUCAUGGAAGCGGUGGAAAUGAGAAAGCAUCUAGCACCGGCGUCUUUCGUUCGGCUGGAACACGAGAUGAGGAAGACACCCAGGCUCUACUAUCAUCACACGAUUCAGAGGAGACAGGUGCUCUAUUGAAACAGGAUGAUGCUCUGGAAGAUGCAAACGAGGAUAAGAAGGACUGGAGGUCCAAGAUGCGUCUUCUAAUUGGCGCCUUCACUGUGUCUGGACUUUAUACUCUGUUCUCCUAUUUCGUGCCUCAGGUCCGCGAUAUUCCGAUCUUUGGUCUCUCUCUUGCUUCGAAUUGGCUAUGGACCCUCAAUCCAUCUCCCGCAUAUGUCGGGCAAGGGAUCAUUAUGGGCCCUUCAACCUGUAUGCACAUGCUGCUUGGUGCUGUGUUUGGCUGGGGGGUAUUGUCUCCACUGGCGAAAGCUCGCGGCUGGGCUCCUGGUCCUGUGGAUAGCUGGGAGGAUGGAAGCAAAGCAUGGAUCGUAUGGGUAUCUUUGGCUAUUAUGCUUGCAGAUUCUAUUGCAAGCCUAGGCUGGCUGGUGCUCAAGCCAGUUGUGGGGCCCAAACCCAAUCUCACGAGCAAGCUUUGGAAUAGUCGGAUGGGGCGCUGGAUCUCCUCAGAAGGCCCUAAACCCUCUAAUCUUCCAUCAUACAGCUACUCAGCUUUGAGUCCCAUCUCCGAAGAGUCAUCCGCUAGAAGCCAGCUUCCCCCACUUGGAACCUCUUCGGAGGCACCAGAAGACGAAGAUGCACCUCCUUCGCAGCUCAUCUCCGGACGAACCGUCCUCAUCCUUCUUCCUCUCACCCUCGUACUUAAUGUCGUAUGUAUGCAUAUCGUCUUCGGUGACAUUAUAUCGCCUCUACUUUCUAGCCUCGCCACGCUUCUAGCAGUCCUUCUAUCCAUCAUGGGAGUUCGCGCCUUGGGCGAAACAGAUCUCAACCCUGUCUCCGGAAUCAGCAAACUGACCCAACUGCUCUUUUCCCUCGCCACCCCUGCCUCCCAUUUCUCUCGCCGCACCGCCCUCGUCACAAACCUCCUCGCCGGUGCCGUAUCCGAAUCCGGCGCCCUCCAAGCGGGCGACAUGAUGCAAGACCUGAAAACCGGCCACCUCCUCGGCGCUAGCCCGAAAGCCCAGUUUUACGGACAAAUGAUCGGCAGUCUCGUUGGUGCCGUCCUCUCCACUGCAGUCUACAAAAUGUACGUCAACGUCUACGAAGUCCCGGGUCCGAUGUUCCAAACACCCACCGCAUACGUGUGGAUCUUCACAGCCCGCCUCGUCACUGGCCAAGGUCUACCUCCCAUGGCAUGGGAAGCGUCCUUGCUCGCCGGCGCAGUCUUCUUCGCCAUUACCGUGCUCCGCAUCAUUGCUGCCUCGCCCAUGGCGAACGGCGGCCAACCACACGGCGUCUCAGCGCCUUGGAGAUCAUGGAUUCCCGGCGGUAUCGCCGUUGCAGUCGGCAUAUUCAACGUUCCCUCGUUUACGCUUGCCAGGGCAAUCGGUGGCCUAAUCGCCUGGUGGUGGUCUCGAAGCCACACGAAAACCACAAAAUCCACCGGUUCUCUCAAUGUUGAGCCCGAGCCACAUGGCCAGGAUUCCCGCGCGGCGAGCAGCAGCUCCAAUACACAGGGCAGAGUGGGCAACCCUACCGAUAAAAAUGCCACUAGCGCUGCGGAUGCUGCGUCCUCGAGCGUGGUGGUUUUGGCAUCCGGGUUGAUUCUCGGUGAAGAGCCUACUCAGCGGGUCGAUCGGAGAGAAGCUCGAGAGCUUGUCAUUGCUUGCGUGGUUGGCAGCUCGCUGGGCCGGUCGACGGAAAAGGUGUGGUAUGAAACAUUAACGUCAAUCAAAUUCAAAAGGGGAAAGGGUAAAAAAGAUGAAGGUCAUGGGAAAUCAAAGCAAGGGAAACGUGAAAAGGGUAAUACGUCGCAGACGCAUGUCAUAGUUAUUGGACGAGUGUUGUCAGAUACCCGCCGGCAAUGA
Aspergillus ochraceoroseus IBT 24754 is the source of this 2562-nucleotide messenger RNA. RefSeq names its product OPT family oligopeptide transporter. Lineage: Eukaryota; Fungi; Ascomycota; Eurotiomycetes; Eurotiales; Aspergillaceae. The transcript is spliced from 3 exons. Gene Ontology annotation, molecular function: oligopeptide transmembrane transporter activity. Gene Ontology annotation, cellular component: fungal-type vacuole membrane. Bases 1 to 2562 code for a protein of 853 amino acids. The record is from RefSeq and is a predicted model, not a curated record.